AUGCAGGCCCCAGACGGCGGCGACGACGGCGGCGGCGGCGGCGAGGCCGGUGCGGCGGGCGGAGCGGGCGGAGCCGGGGGCCAGGACCGCCAGCCUAGCCCCGGAGCUCCUGGUUGCCAGGGGCGCUCCGGCAGCCCUGAGGGCGAUGGUGGCCCCGGCGGCGGCGGCGGCGGCGGCGGCGGCGAGAGAGCAGAGGCCGAGGAGGCCGGUGAUCCUCCUCAGGCCCGGCAGGCACCGCAGGCCCUGUGGCCUGGUGGGGAUGCGGCGCCUGUAGCUGUGGCAGCGGCAGGCCGACUGCUGGAGUUGUAUCCUUUCCACGGAGCGUCCCUGGGCGGGGGCCGCGGUGCGGUGGCCGGGGAGCGCGGUGGCAGCGGGGGCGAGGGGCCCG
Molecule: messenger RNA, 388 nt
Organism: Callorhinus ursinus (northern fur seal)
Lineage: Eukaryota; Metazoa; Chordata; Mammalia; Carnivora; Otariidae
Source: RefSeq, a predicted model, not a curated record